UCUGUCCAAAGACUCACAGCCUCUGCUCUCAAUGCCCAAGGUCCCGGGCACAGCACCAUGCCGUGCCAGAAGAACUUUGCUGUGCUGUUCCAGGCAUGGCCCUGGCGUAGGCUGUCUGCAAGAUGGAAAAUUUUGAGUACAGCAUCCAGUUGAACGACCGGGAUUGGGCUGAGUUCUACUUGGCCUCUGAAGAAUGCAGCUUGAUCCAGCCAGCCUUGGCCACAGCUGAUGAGCAGCUCCUCAGUGACCUUGAGGAAGGGGAGACCGAGCAGAGCGGGUUGCUCCGGGUGAGGGUGGGCCCCAUCCCAGUCAACGACUCGGCCAGCUGCCUCCCACGUGGAGCCCCGGAUGGACACCUGCUUGCAAAAGAGUUUUGGUCUGGCAGCGAGGACGAAACAGAUCUGGGCUCUGUCAGCAGGUUUCUGUGCAACAACAACAACGUUGGCAGAGGUUUUUCUCGGUCUUCCCGGACCCAGGAAAGUCAGCUGUCCCAUGCUACUUUGAAGCCAAUGAGAAGUCACUGCAGGCUGCCAGGAUCUGCCGCAGAACGUGAAGCUGUAUCUACUGCCAAGGAGGGAGAGACAGAGAGAGGAGAUCAGCCCAUAAAUCCAGAGUGUUCCCUACCAGUGGUGGUAGCUACUGCUAUCCAAGAGCAGGACUUGCAAGAGCAAAGCCAAAGGCAGGAGAGACUGGAAAGGCCUGCCUGCGCUGAGCGUACAAACUCGGAUGCCACAGAGAGGAUGGACAGCUCAGUGGGAGAAAACAGAAACAGACCCCUUUGCUUGAAGUUGCAACCCCCCAAGGACGAUACACCCCAGGCUGCCUCUGCGGGCGUAAAAUCGAUGGAGAGCCCUGCAGUUUGUGAGGACCCAGAAUCCCCCAAGCCAAGAGACCUAGCUGCGUAUCCAAGUUCUGCACGUCUUCCUUCUUCUGUUUCUGCAGAGAUCAGAGGGGCAGCACACCCAGAGAAGGGUACCAAGCACCCACAGAUCGUCUUGAAGGCCCAGGCAGUGACACCAUUCCAGGAAAAUUCUCCCAAAUCUCAAGGACGUUUGGUUCAAAUAAUGAGGGUGUCGGCACCUUCCCACCUGCCGUCGGAGAGCCACCAUGGAGAAAGUAUGCCAGGAAAAGUGAGCAGGGAAAAAGAAGGUUCAGCGAGCUUCAAAGAUGAGAGGGGAACAACCCAUAGCGAGGACUUAAAAGAGGGAGGCCUAAUUCGCCAAGUAAGGGCUUCUCUCUCUGACAACCGGAUGCGACAAUUUCCAAAAGGACUGGAAGAAAACAGAGGUCCAAGGCCAACUCAAGCAACAGAUUCCAGAUGGGAUGGGAUAUUGGGCAAAGGCAGAGGAACUCUUGCAUCACCAGGAAGGGCGGAGAUGGGCAAGAGCGGAGAGACGUGCCACCAUCUUGGUAGGGCAGUCCCACUUGGAGAGGAACCUCGUACUCUCCUCCAAGGAGACCAGAGAUCUGACUUCUUGGGGGGCUUGAUGCCCGAUUAUCUGACAGAAGAGGACUCUCCGGAAAGUGACGUAACUGCCAUGACGUGGCCGGAAGUGUAUGACUAUUUUUUCUGCGAUGACAGCCAGAAGAAGGGGGAAAAUAUGUGCCAGGAGAUAGGGAAGGAAGAACCAGAUACUGGCCAGCAGCCGCCUGAAAUGGAUGGCCCUGAGAUGUAUGAAUAUUUCUUCCACGAAAUGGAUGAGGCCCAGGUGAGAAACAAAGACAUAGCACAGGAGACAUUAUUCAGUUCUGGCCAUCUGUCGGCGCCCCCUGAUGGCUUGGAGGACCCAGAUUUGGACAAAGACAAAAAUGCCAUGCAGAUAUCCAUCCCUGAGGCGUAUGAACACUUCUUUGCCCACAGCGCAAAGGACAAAAGAAAUUGGAGGGCGGUUUUCCUGAGCAUGCCGGCCUCAGAGGCGAGGAAGGUUGCCAGAGCUUUAAAGUCUCUCGUCAGCAGACCUGCACGCCUUUUCAGGUCACGGCCCACAACCCACGGAGCUCUGCUUCGGAGAGGAUCCCAAGGGACGUUGGUGCUCCUAUCUCCGGGGCUGCUGGAUGAAAAUCAGCCAAGACCUGAAGACCUAAGGAUGGCCAUGAUGCAACCAGAAAGGCCCUUCCAGCCAGUCUUCACGCAACGGGACAUGUGCCUGGGCUUCAUGGCGUUCGCUUCGUGGGCCGUGAAGACCUCCGAUCUGCAGGCCCCGGAUGCCUGGAAGAUUGUGUUGCUGGCAAACUUCGGCACCCUCUCAGCUAUCCGCUACUUCAGACGGCAGGUGGUCACGGAAGCUCAGCAUGGAACCUAAUGGGAAGCAGGUCGAUUCCACCCAAUUCCUGGUGGUCCAUCGAGGAUGCUUUGGAAUGGACACCAUGGUUUCUUUGGAGGCAGGAGAACCAACUUUUGGACAUCUUGUAUUGCUGGACUCACUAGUAUAAUGCCCUACUGGGUGCUAACAAAGUGAAUUAAGUAACACAGAUGGAGUUGGGAAAGAAAAGAUCCUGAUAACACUUUACUGGGAAGACUGAACAAAAACAGUGUAUAAUUCAAGGAGAAAUAAGCAGAGAGGUUUUGUCUUUCUUGGUUCAGGCCUUGUACAGAGUAGGGAGACAUAUCAUCAAACUUAAAGGGGGGAAAGUUCCCUCAGAACUACCUAGCCAACCAAAGCACCUGCUACCUCAGCAAAGUUCAUGCCACUCUACCUGGUUGCUAAGGAACAUCUCCACCACCCUCUUGGUUUGCUGACUUACUGAUAACAGAAUUAAUCCUUAAAUUACAAACGGAAUGAUUUCUGCUGUUGCACUUCUAACACUGGGGAAGAAAGCAAAAAAGGGUGACAGGGAAGAUGGAGGCUUCCACAGAAAUUUGAGUCCGGUUCCAAAGUUGUUGGUGCUCCAAGGUGCACCAGGCUGAAACCUGCAUUUCACUUCUUUGUCUCUUGGUCGGUAACUCACCUUGAAACCAUGGAAGAAGGCAGACUAUAAAUAACUAAACAAACAAACAAAUAAUCCAGCUGCCAGCUAGCUAGUUUAACUAGCUGCUCAUGCAACAGACCAGAUGGCUGAGAGAUAAUUGGAAAGUGUUAUCCUUUUUAGAGAAGAAUAUUGAAAGGAUUUAGAUGUGAGUUUUGUUGAAAAAUAAAUAAAUCUAGGAGGCACAUGACAAGAUGACAGUGGUACAGUGGUGCAACUAGGGAAUUUUUAGACUCUGGACUUUAAUGGUCAUAUGUAUUGUUUUAAAAUCUGGAUUUGGAGUUCCGUUGCUCAUUCUGCUGAAUGGGGUCCCCAAAGCAUGCCCUCAAAUCCUACCCUGAAAGCACCACUGCUAGAAGGACAUUCUGACCGAACUGGGUGUCUUUAAUUGAGAGAAGAUGAUGUUUAGGACAGAGACGAGAUGCUCACAUUGACGGCUUCCAUAUAUUUAAGUGAACAUUGAAAAAGAAGAGUGAAAGGAAGGUGGCUGCACCCACAUUUAAAGCCCAUGGCUUUUCCCAAAGAAUCCUAGGAAUUGUAGUUUGUUAUGGUUGCUGGGGGUCGUGGCUAAGUGAAGGAUAAACUACCAUGCCUUUAAAGCACGUAGGUUCUCCCAAAGAAUCCUAGGAACUCUGUCUGUGUACGCACCAUAUAUUGAAAGCACAUUUAAAACACAUGGCUUCUGCCAAAGAAUCCUGGGAUCUGGAGUUUACCCCCACAGACCUACAAUUCCCAGUACCCUUAACAAAUUACAAUUCCCAGAGUUCUUUGGGAGAUGUCAUGUGCUUUAAAUGUAUUCUAUGUUUACACAGCCACAGUUCCCAGGAAUCUGUGGGGGAAGUCAUGUGCUUUAAAUUGGUGGUGGCCGGUGGCUCCAUGUCAGUGGGGCAGUGGAAUCCACUCUGGGUUUUCAUCCAAACUCUAAAUGACUAAAACCCGGAGCAGAUUCCACUGCCCCACUGACAUGGAGCCACCGGCCACCACUGCUUUAAAUGUAUGGCGGCUAUGCAGAUGGUGGUUCACUGUAUCCACUGACAGAAGCAACAGGCUGAAAAGGAAAGGAAGUGCAGUUUGGUUUAAGUAAGAGAGAAAAUAUCCUCAAUGUAAGAUCCUUUCAAGGAUUCUAAAAUGCCUAAGGGGCAUAUAGCCAUAGGAGGGAUAAAGUUGACAUAUUUAUGUUUUAAAAUACCAAUACCUCAGCACUGGCCAACCUUUCAAUGAUAAGUUUCCUGUCUUUUUCGUAGUUGUGUAGGUGAUUGGCAAAAUCUUGGUUGUAUAGCCUUGAUUAUUACAAAAGACAAUAGAUGGAGCAGACACUGCUGGGACGUUACAGCAGCGUGUGAUUCUCUUAUGCGUGUGUUGAAGAGCUCAGUGAUUUAUGUUCAAGGCCAGAAAUCUCUGCCCACAUGUGCCUUAGUAAAUGUCCUUCCUCACUGGAUAAGUGAGAAGUUACUAAUGGAACAAAGCUGCCUGGCAAAGAGUUCUGUGUAACUUUAACGUUUGCAAAUUCUUGUUCCAACAGAUGUUGGGCCAAUAAAACAUAGCACUUUA
Messenger RNA from Rhineura floridana, 4518 nucleotides. It is a transcript of the gene PERM1, whose product is annotated as PPARGC1 and ESRR induced regulator, muscle 1. Bases 123 to 2303 code for a protein of 726 amino acids. Gene Ontology annotation, biological process: regulation of DNA-templated transcription; response to muscle activity. Gene Ontology annotation, cellular component: nucleus; cytoplasm. Lineage: Eukaryota; Metazoa; Chordata; Lepidosauria; Squamata; Rhineuridae. The transcript has 4 exons. The record is from RefSeq and is a predicted model, not a curated record.